Messenger RNA from Solea solea (common sole), 3049 nucleotides. RefSeq names its product ubiquitin-conjugating enzyme E2 H-like. Lineage: Eukaryota; Metazoa; Chordata; Actinopteri; Pleuronectiformes; Soleidae. The coding region runs from base 220 to 771 and encodes 183 amino acids. The transcript has 7 exons. Gene Ontology annotation, molecular function: ubiquitin conjugating enzyme activity. Gene Ontology annotation, biological process: ubiquitin-dependent protein catabolic process; protein polyubiquitination. The record is from RefSeq and is a predicted model, not a curated record. Gene Ontology annotation, cellular component: nucleus.
GCUGGAGCUGGAUGUCACAGCCAGAGUCCUCAGGACAGGACAGUCAAACCCUGGAGAUCUACUGAGACAGAGGAAGAAGGAAAGUGGGCGAUGUUGCAGUUAGGAUCUUGUUUAAGGACAUUGUUGGAAGGCUGCUGAUACAGUCCAUCCAAGCUGAGAGUCGAGGUUUAGCCUCAACGCCGCAGUAUUUUUAGAUCACUUCUUAAAAGGAAUACAAAAAUGUCGUCUCCAAGUCCGGGCAAGAGGCGAAUGGAUACCGACGUGGUGAAACUCAUUGAGAGCAAGCACGAGGUCACCAUACUGGGUGGACUCAACGAGUUUGUGGUCAAGUUCCAUGGACCCCCUGCAACACCAUAUGAAGGAGGUGUGUGGAAGGUUCGGGUGGACCUGCCAGAUAAAUACCCCUUCAAAUCACCAUCAAUAGGAUUCAUGAAUAAAAUCUUCCACCCCAACAUUGAUGAAGCGUCAGGCACCGUGUGUUUAGAUGUCAUUAACCAGACAUGGACAGCGCUCUAUGACCUCACCAACAUCUUUGAGUCGUUCCUCCCUCAGCUGCUCGCCUACCCCAACCCCAUUGAUCCUCUGAACGGCGACGCAGCCGCUAUGUACCUGCACCGGCCAGAGGAUUAUAAACACAAGAUCAAAGAGUACAUCCAGAAAUACGCCACAGAGGAGGCUCUAAAGGAGCAGGAGGAUAGAGAGGGCGACUCAUCUUCCGAGAGCUCCAUGUCAGACUUUUCGGAGGACGAGGCUCAGGACAUGGAGUUGUAGUGAAAGGGCAGAUCUUGUCCACUUCACCUCACAACAGACUUAUCAUUUCCUAAAGAGCAGAAACUCAGUACUAUAUUCAUAUUUAAGACGAUUUUUUACAGCGACACAAUUUUUAUUGCUACACAAGGAUUUGCAGUAUGAUACUGCAGAAUAUUAACCCUUCUUAGGAAUUCUUGACCACCUGCCUCUCCCGCCUCCUCCUCCUCACCUGAAAGGAGCCUGUUUACGAUCAGAGAGGAAUGCGUCAUUCAGUUCCACGAUCUUCAGCCGAGGCUUGACCCAGUUUCAACACGGGGGGCAGGUGACGGCCGUCGAAAUACAAAAAAAACAGACUGUUUACACUCAGUUUCCUAUUUGGAACCCUAACUCACACCUCACCAGCUUUUGUGUUCUAACAUUCUUAAGUUUUCUUUAUUUAGUUUUUAUUCAAUGUUUUACUGAACCUUCAGGCAUCUAUUCCUUGUGGACAGAGUUUUCUGCAACAUGACAAUCUACUGGUUCUGAGCGGUCACUACUUCAGAAGAGCAUGGACAUCCACAUUUAACAAAAAAAGAGAGAAGGAAAGAAAGAAAAAAGUCACCUUUCUUUUGUGCUGCCCUCAUGGAGCUGCCAUUACAAUCACCACUUGUGAGAGGCUGAGGAUGGAGAGGGUCUCUCUGAUGAGACUGCCCUCUCUGCAGACCUGACGACACGUCAUUUAUAUCAUCAUGCAACCAUGACAACGCCACUGUUUGUGCGCGCGUGUGUAUACACAUGCGCGAACGUGCUCCAGGGAGAAUUGUGGCAUUUUUGUUUUUAAUGAUCCGCUGACCGCUGAUGAGCAGAAGUGGAGGAGAAGGUCGACCGAGGUCCUGAUCCGUCUCAUUUCCUACAUCCAUUUCCUCCUCUCCGUUUUAGGAAAGUGUUUUGUCAUUCUCUGACUAUCUUUGUAUAUUGUGGCAUGACACAGAAGUAAAGUGUGUAUGUAGGGCUUUGUGGAGCAGUAACGCUGUAAGGACACGCAGAGGACGCCUCCGGGUUUAUCCAUUGUCCUUGGUGAAUUGUCAAACUUCUUAACUUUGCCUAUUGCUUGUGUUGAACUAUUCUAGGUGUUUGACUUGCGUAGAGAUAGUUAGUUUCUUUGCGGGUGGUGACUUCUAUCAUAAUGUAUGGUUUAAUACUUAUAUAACACACUAGUUUUAAACGCUAAUUGUCCUGUUGAAGAUGAGGAGAGCUAAAUGCAUCUUUGUCUGUGGGAUGACAACUCUGCCUAGAAUCAAAUCCUCCAAAGAUGCGUUGCAACCCCCCCCCACACCCCACCCCACCCCUUUCUUAUGCAAGCGUGUCCAUCAGAGUUCAUUCAUAUUGUCCAACAAGGGUGCUGUUUGUGUUUCAGCCGCUCAACGUUGUCACUCGUCCUUUUCUCAUGCUGUCGACGGCCUGUUGUUUUCCAAAACGGCGGGAGAACGUCCUCAGACUGGAUUUAUUCAGGUUUUUAAAGUGAGAAGAUCAUUUUAAUUUAAAUUUAAAGACACAUUUGUUGUUCCUCAGAAAGAUGUCCCUGUUAGUGAUGGUGCAGAGUUGUUACCAGAGAAGUCACAGUCGAUGAUGCGGAAAUCUGUUAGUAGUGCAGGUGUGACACCCUGGUCUAUGUUUGCAACAAGCACACUACAUCAUUUGGUUUGUUAUUUUGUGUUGUAUAAGAAAACAAAAAUCUUCAUCACCAUUGAAAUGGGCUGUUUCUUCCCGUUUGGAGAAAUAAUAUUUAUAUAGUACGGACUUUAAUUAAUAAUAAUCCCUUUAUAAUUUUUGUAGAAGGAUAUCAGGUUCUGUUCAUUUUUGAAUAACACAAGUUAAUAAAACUAGCACAACACAGUUUGUUUUUUAACAUGGAAUAUAAAAGGUAUUUGUUAAAUACUGUAUUAAAAAUGGCUCUAAUUUGCCUCCGUAUCCAAAACACAAUGUUGUAGUAGGUCUUAGGACAACAUGAGACACCGUCAGGUGUCAUCUGCAGCAGAACAAACUACUGUCCAGCCUGGUUCUCUAUCAUCACCAUCUUCUGGGUUCAUCUGUGUGAUAUGUGUAUUAUUUUGUAUUAAUGAGACAUAUAUUUGAUGCUUAUAAUUUCUUUCAAUGUUGUUUUUAGUUUUGUCUUUUAAGCCCUGACUCAAGUCUAAGACACACAGGUCAGGAUGUCCCUGAUUUCUUUUCUUUUCUUUUUUUUUUAAGACAAAAAUGAGUAAAUGUGCUUCCCUUGUAACAUAAAUACAGAAAUAAACAAAAAAUAAAUAAGUAAGCA